GAGAAAGUUGAGCGACUUCCUCACGUUCGCGUCUCACUCCUCUCAUAACUCUAUUUCCUUGAAAUAGUCCGGGAUCCUCGACGAUUUCCAUCUGGAAAUGGCGGCCGUACUCUGUGGAAUCUGCAAUACAGAGCCGAAGAAAUACAAAUGCCCGACCUGCGCAAUACCCUACUGCUCGCUAGCAUGCUUCAAAAUCCACAAACCUACACAUCCAGACAUAUCCCCCUCUACACCCAACCCAACCCUCCAUCCUACUCCCCUAGUAAUUCCCGACCCUCCUCCCCCGCCACCAGUCCCGAAGUACAUCAAGCAGCGGAAAGACUUUUCUCAAUUCGCUUCAAAGCCCCAAUACCAGGAAUUAUUACGGACACACCCCACCCUUCUCUCCUCCCUCCAACGCAUAUACGCCGCGACCAUCGAACCAAGACCUGCCGAUAACCCACCAACCUCUUUCCAGCAUCCCUACAAUGGGAGGGGUCGCGGGUCCUACUCUCGUGGCCGUGGAAGUAGAGGGCGAAGCCGGGGUGGCUAUAUGCGUAGUGGAGAUCAUAGACAUGGUGAUGAAAAUAGGUCUAGGAAAUGGUCUCAAAAGAAAGGCGAUGCAGAUGCGAUGAAAUUGUUGAAGAGAUUGAGGGAGGGGAAAGAGGGUGGGGGAGAGCAAGCUGCGAUUGUGGAGUUUGUGAGACUUGUUGAGGAGACUUUUGGCGAUGGUGAGAGAAGGGAGGAUGGACAGAGGAUCGAUGUUGGCUGA
Lindgomyces ingoldianus is the source of this 751-nucleotide messenger RNA. RefSeq lists its product as uncharacterized. Lineage: Eukaryota; Fungi; Ascomycota; Dothideomycetes; Pleosporales; Lindgomycetaceae. Gene Ontology annotation, cellular component: pre-snoRNP complex; nucleus. The record is from RefSeq and is a predicted model, not a curated record. The transcript is spliced from 2 exons. Gene Ontology annotation, biological process: snoRNA localization; box C/D snoRNP assembly; maturation of LSU-rRNA from tricistronic rRNA transcript (SSU-rRNA, 5.8S rRNA, LSU-rRNA). Bases 98 to 751 code for a protein of 217 amino acids.